Miscanthus lutarioriparius is the source of this 438-nucleotide messenger RNA. The record is from the annotation of a GenBank genome assembly. NCBI's taxonomy places the organism in Eukaryota, Viridiplantae, Streptophyta, Magnoliopsida, Poales, Poaceae.
AUGCCGAGUCUCCUCAGCAAGGUGUCCAGCGCCGCGGCCGCCUGCGCACGCCGCGUCUCGCGCGCGACGCGCCGCCUCCCGCGCACGGCGCGCCGCCUCCUCCAACGCGCACGGCGGCCGCGCCGGGACUUCAGCCAGCUCGUGCCGACCGACGAUCACCAGGAGGAGGAGGCCAACGACGCCGACGAGGAGGGCGGCGGGGAAGAAGAAGGCGAACUGUGGCGCCGGACCGUUCUGAUGGGGGAGCGGUGCAAGCCGCUCGACUUCCCAGGCGCCAUCCACUACGACAGCUCCGGCCGGCUGCUCCCGGCGGCGCCCUCGCCCCGCAGCACCGGCAAGCAGGCGGCGGGAGCGCUGCUGUGCCGCUCGGCGUGCGACGUCGACGAGGCCGCGACGGCGCGCAGCAAGGCUAGGCUGGCUAAGGCUAAGCACGUGUAG